Molecule: messenger RNA, 1075 nt
Organism: Benincasa hispida (wax gourd)
Lineage: Eukaryota; Viridiplantae; Streptophyta; Magnoliopsida; Cucurbitales; Cucurbitaceae
Product: ribonuclease 2-like
Biological process (GO): RNA catabolic process
Cellular component (GO): extracellular region
Molecular function (GO): RNA binding; ribonuclease T2 activity
Source: RefSeq, a predicted model, not a curated record
UGUUACCUUUACCAAUUCUUUUAUAUUCAAAAUUUUUGGCAUCGACAAGGUCGCCGUCGUCGUCGUCGUCGUCCUGUUGGGGGAGCAAUUUACCGAUCAGGAUGCUCCCUCUCUCCGUCGUUCCCUUCAUCUUUCUUCUUCAAUUCAGUCUCUCUCUUGCAUCAACUUCCUUGAAUCAGCCUUCGGAUGCCAUAAUUUUCCCGAUCAAGGACGGACGACAGCAGAGAGAAUUCGAUUACUUCAAAUUGGCCCUACAAUGGCCUGGUACUAUCUGCAAGGCCACUCGCCAUUGUUGUUCCUCCAACGCAUGCUGUAAUCGAUCUGGUGCUUUUGCUGACUUUACAAUUCAUGGGUUAUGGCCUGAUUAUAAUGAUGGAACGUGGCCUGCAUGUUGUGCUGGAAAAAAAUUUAACGAGAAGGAGAUUCAUACCUUACUUGAUCCCCUGAAGAAAUAUUGGCCAUCUUUGAGUUGUAAUUCACCUUCAACUUGCCAUGGUGCGAAGGGAUCAUUUUGGGCUCAUGAGUGGGAGAAGCAUGGAACUUGUUCUUAUCCAGUAGCUCGUGAUGAAUACAGUUACUUUUUAACUACUCUCAAUGUCUAUUUCAAAUAUAAUGUCACAAAAGUUCUAAAUGAUGCUGGAUAUGUACCUUCAAAUACUGAGAAAUAUCCUCUGGGAGGAAUCAUUUCAGCAAUUCAGAAUGCUUUUCAUGCCACCCCUUCAUUGGAAUGUAAAAAUGGUGCAGUGGAGGAACUUUAUUUAUGUUUCUACAAGGACUUCAAGCCUCGUGACUGUGCUCAGACCCACUCACAGAAUGGUAUCAUUUCUUCAAAAUUUUCAUGUCCCAAAUAUGUGAGCUUACCAGCAUAUAAGCCUGAAGCCAAGAUUUUCAAGUUCACCCAUUCAAGUAGGCAAUAUUUAAGUGCUUAAUUUUCACUCUUUUGAUGUCAUUUCUCUGCUUGAGAUGUAUAUGAAUCUGUAAUGUGUUAUGUUUCUAAUACUUUACCUUUUGGAAGACCUAAAGUUGGAAUUUUAUACGCUGAACAUUUAAUUUGAUCAAUCACUUUCUUGAACUA